UCUAACCUAAACUUUGUGUUAAUUUAUCUAGAUUUUAAAAAUCCCCAACUUCUGAUGGAUGAUAGCCAUGGCCUGGCUAAUGCAUGCUUUACCUGUCUCAAGCCAGAGCUGAGACAGUGCAACUAUAAUUGAGAAAGAACAGUUCCAAGGAAAAGAUUCUGACAAGACUGGUAUCAAGACUGUCAUGUAUGGCAGUGUUACAGGAAGCUAUUAUUUCCAUCAUAAUUCAUUCAAUACAUCUACAAGCACAA
Moneuplotes crassus is the source of this 251-nucleotide messenger RNA. Lineage: Eukaryota; Ciliophora; Spirotrichea; Euplotida; Euplotidae. The record is from the annotation of a GenBank genome assembly.